This is a messenger RNA of Lathyrus sativus (Indian pea), 636 nucleotides long. The record is from the annotation of a GenBank genome assembly. Lineage: Eukaryota; Viridiplantae; Streptophyta; Magnoliopsida; Fabales; Fabaceae.
AUGAGAUCAAACAAUACUAUUGUGUCCAUUAUCAUUCUCUGUCUUAGUCUUACUUUUGCUUCAACUCUUGUCUCUUCCAUGGGGAUUCCUAACACGCCACCCCCUCAUUCAAAAACACCAUAUCCUCCAUCAAAACUCACACCAAGACAUAUGUCAUCUUCCAUACCUCCGCCAAGUAUGACGAUUGAAUCACCUUGUCCUAAUACACCACCACCUACAAUACCUCCAUCUACACUCCCUCCAAAUCCUAUGACAACACCCUCCACAAUUUCUCCUUCCACACCACCACCAAGUCAUUCGAAAACACCACCUAUGAAUUAUCCUUCCACACCUCCACAAAGGUCUUUGACACCCCCGCCUAAGAUAACUCCUACGACACCACCUACUUGUCAAAUAGGAAGAUUAAGUGUUUGUGCCAAUAUAUUGAAUGUAGUAAAUGUAGUGAUUGGACAAGAUACCAAGCCUUGUUGCAACCUCAUCAAUGGUCUCAUUGAUCUUGAAGCCUCUAUAUGUCUAUGCGCUGCGCUUAAGGCUAAUAUCUUAGGAAUCAUCAUUGUUGAUCUUAAAAUUCCCGUGCAAUUAAUCUUGAACCGAUGCGGGCAUCAGAUGCCUAUUGAUUUUACAUGCAGCCGUUAA